AUGGCAGACUCCACCUCGGGCCAGAUCCGCACCUUUGCAGUCAAACCAGCAAGAAAUGUCUUGGUGAACAUCCAGUGCUUAUGUUGUCUCUGGCUGGCUGUACUUGCAGCGCUCCCUCCUGAAUGUGCACCAGGCGGCCACUCCGUCCUCCAGAACCCCUACCGCAGCACCACCUUCAGCUCCAGCUGGCUGCAGCAGUCGGCCCUGCAGGACUUCAUCUGCGACCAUUCCCUCACUCCGGGCUGGUACCAGUUUCAGAUUUUUGACAAGCCAGCCAGCAUGCCCACUCAGUGUGUGGAGGUGAACCACUGUGGGACCCAGGCCCCUGUGUGGCUCUCUCUGGGUGACGGUGAGACCUUGCCUGGGCCGCUGGAGGUCAGGCAGUUGACGGCCUGCGCUGCGUGGCAGUUAUACCCGAGCAGCAGCAAAGACUGCUGCUUGUUCCGCAUCCCGGUCACCGUGCGUAACUGUGGAGACUUCUAUGUUUACCUGCUGCAGCCCACACAGGGAUGCAUGGGAUACUGCGCUCAGGAGAUGUCCGACACUUUACCCACAACGCCCUGCGGCCCUGACGAGGUGAACGUCGAUGGAACAUGUAAAAACAAGCAUCCUCCCGCUCCCUCUGUACCAGUCAUUGUCUCCCAGCUGACAGGUAACACCGUCUACCUGAAGUGCAGCUUUGACAGCAGCUCCAGGAGCUCCCUGGGUUACGUGGUUGCCUGGUCUCGUCUCUCACCUGAGGGCAGGAAGGAGGAGCUAAAACAGGAGACCACCAUCCAGACCUCCGUCUUCAUCGAGCUGGACGGCUUCAACCUCCGUCUGGGGGACAAGAUUUACUGUUCCAGCUCCAGUUUCUUCUUGGACUCGCCCGACGUCCGUGGUGCUUCAGUGGAAAGUCAGGAGUUUUUUGCUGGGAUCAGGCUAAGACCUGAGGUGAGCAGUGUACCUGAGGAUGGGAGACUGUAUGAGUUGGUGGUGGAGAGCACAGUUCCUGUCCCAUGUCUGGAAGAGUCUUCCUCCUCUAUGGAGCAGUGCACUCUGUCGCUGCAGCUCAGCACAAGCAGUCGGGAUGAGGGAGUGUUGGGUGCAGAUCUGUCUCUGUCCUCCUGUGUGGUGGAGCUGUCCCGGAGCCCCUGUAGGGACGGGGUUUGUGGCCGAGCUGGGAUCCACUUCAGCCCAAUCACUGACUUUGUCAAAGAUGGCAACAGGACAACUCAGGUCUCUGUCAAAGCCAUCGUCACACAAAACUUUCUCUGGAGCGGAUACUCACCAGAACCUGUUGAGAUAACAGUAAAGGAUGUUCCCUCAGCCUAUUGCUACUCCUUCACUGAUCCUCACAUCAUCACAUUUGAUGGCAGGCACUAUGAGAGCUACCAAAUAGGCACCUUUGUUCUGUAUAAGAGCACUGUCUGGCCGUUUGAAGUCCACGUUCGUCAGUGGGAGUGCGGCAGCGUGAUGCAUGCUGCCUCGUGCGUGUGCGGCUUCGUGGCGAGGGACGGCGGCGAUGUCAUCGCUUUUGACAUGUGCAGUGGGGAAAUGGGUGAAACCAAACCUCAUCUGUCUGUGAAGAACAGGGACUUGAGCAAGAGCGGCAUUCGGAUAACGGAGUCCUACCAGGGGCGCAAAGUCACUAUGACCUUCUCAUCCGGAGCGUUUGUUCGUGCAGACGUGUCUAACUGGGGAAUGAGUCUGACGCUGAGAGCUCCCAGUUCAGACUGGAGUCACACUGAGGGUCUGUGUGGGACCUACGACGGACAGUCAGACAAUGACUUCCACUCAGCACGGGGCGCCACACUGGAGGAUCUGCAUGCUUUUAUCUCUGAGUGGAGACUCCCUCCAGGCUCCAGCCUGUUUGACACCGUGCCAUCCCAUCUGAGUACACUGAGCCCCCGCAAGUACUGUACCUGUCAGACAGAGCCCCACCUCUCCUCUCCGAGAGUACGAUCCCAACCAGUCACCUCCUCUGACUCCACCUGCUCUCAUUAUGGCAACGUGCAUCUCCUCAGUGUCAUCCCCACUCUGGACGUCACGGCCGAGUACAUCGGCUCAGUGGAGCUACUCAGAGGAAAUGAAAGACAGUCGCUGCCUCCGGGUCACUCCACCCAAAACACCCAGGAUCAAGGUGUUGACGCUCAGCUGCGUGAAAAAGGCUUCAGCUUUAGAGCCUCCAGGGAUGAGGCUUUGACCUCAGCCCAGCACCGGCGGCGCAGGGGGAGGCGGCAGACCCACCGUUACAUUUCUAACUCCCCACAUCAAAGCCUCAGUCAGUCUGACUUAGAGGGCUUUACCUACUUCUUCCCAGAGGACCACGAACCGGCAGUUCAACCAGACUCCUCCCCAACAUGGCCCACACCUUCUGGCCUCACCGAGCAGCAGGCCCGGGAUCAGUGCCAGCAGACUGUGGCACACUCAGGCAUUGCUAUAGGUUGCGGGCGCCUACUAGAGGAGUCACUAGUUAGCCACGCUGUGACUAUGUGUGUUACUGACCUACAGCUGAAGGAUGAGACGUCAUGGCUGAAUGCAACGCUGCCACUGCUGGAGAACGAGUGUGAGAGGAGGCUGGUGGAGGAGAGGAGGAGAGAAGAAGAGCACCAGGACGUUCUGGCCGUCCUCAAGUGUCCCAAUCUGUGCAACGGGAACGGCCAGUGCUCGGAGUGGGGUUGUGUGUGCUUCCCGGGAUUUGGGUCCUAUGACUGCAGCGUGCUGUCUGACCAGAUCCCAGAGAUCACCGAGUUGGAGAAGGAGGGUCUGUGUGACGUCCGACAGGGAGACUGCUCCGCCAUCCAGGUCUACGGUCAAGGCUUCAAGGACUCCUACGAGCUCAAGUGUGAGUUUGUUAAAGAAAAGUUUGUGGAUGGAGACUGGGUUCUGGACGAGCCCCAGUUUGUCCUGGCCACCUUUCUGGAUGUGACGGCCCUGGAGUGCCAGCUCCCCCUGGAGGACGGUCGGACUCCUUCAAGCCUGGACCUGGAGACGGUGAUAAACAGACCACUGGCCCGCUGGCAGAUCAAAGUAUCUAAUGACGGCUACAGCUACAGUAACGCCAAGAUACUGACUCUGUACGAUGGAGCCUGUCAGAUCUGCAGCCUCAACACCGAAAUUCUCUGUACCCUGAGGGAGAAAACCUGCAACAUUGACGGUCUAUGUUACAGUGAGGGAGAGUCCAAUCCCAGCAGCCCUUGCCUCACAUGUCGGCCGGACUCGUCCAAACACACAUGGUCCAUAGCAGAGAAGAACGCGCCCCCGGUGCUGCAGUCUCUGCCGUUUGGUCUGCGGUCCUUCAAGGGGGAGAACUUCAUCUACCAGCUACAAGCUGAGGACCCCGAGGGCUCGGCGGUUCUCUUCACCCUGAUAUCGAGUCCCGAAGGUGCAUCUCUGUCUGCGGCCGGCCUGCUGAUGUGGAAGGCCACAGCCGAAACUACAGACACGCACACGUUCCACUUCACCGUGACGGACGACUGUAACGCUGAGACCAGAGCCUCUGUGCAGGUGUCUGUGCGUUCCUGCGAAUGUCUGAACGGAGCUUCCUGUGUGACCAACGUCAACCUCCCUGUCGGCAGCGGGGAAUACCUGUGCGUGUGUCUCGAUGGAUUUAGAGGGGAGAGGUGUGAGGUGGACAUUGAUGACUGUAAACCCAACCCCUGCAGACUGGGCCGCUGUAUUGACGGCCCCAACUCCUUCUCCUGUAUCUGCCCACCUGGAAUGACAGGCCGUACAUGUAGAGAAGAUGUAGAUGAGUGUGUCUCUCAGCCUUGUUUCCCUGGGGUGAGCUGUAACAACACGCUGGGCUCCUUCAUCUGUGGAGUCUGCCCACACGGAUACAGUGGUGAUGGAAAACACUGCACCCGUAACACAGACUCUACUGUGAAAGCUGGGACCACACCGCCAAGAAUACCGCAGGUUUCUUUGAAGCCCAAACCCUCAGGCGGGUCGCCCUGCAGCAGGAGGCCGUGUCACCCCGGGGUUCAGUGUUUUGAGAGCAUCCAUGUCUCCGCAGGCUUCGUCUGUGGACCCUGUCCUCCUGGUCUCCAUGGAAACGGACGAACAUGCAGCGCAACGCCAGGGCAGGGAACAGUCGCCGACGGAGCAGAUGGACAUAUUCACAUUACCAGAUCAAAUUCCAGCAAGGAAAUGACUCCCACCACCUCCUCCUCCUCUUCGUCAUCAUCUCCCACCUCACCCAGACGAACAUCUGACAGGAGGACGAGACCAGAAGCCACCAUCUCUACCACCAGAAGAGUUUCCUCUUCGGACAGGAAGGCCACAGCGACCCCACAGAAUCAAACUGCAGCCAGCGUGUUUGCUCCCACUGUCCUCAGAGGUCAGCCGAGUGGGGUGGAGCUGACCCCCGACCUCACCACUGGGGUCAAAUGGGGGCCUCCGCCUCACCGCAUAACCUGUGCCGACUCUCCCUGCUUCCCUGGCGUUCCCUGUGAGCCCACCGCCACCGGGUCCUUUAGGUGUGGACGCUGCCCGUACGGUUACACCGGGGACGGGGUCACAUGUAAAGCUGUGUGCAGGUAUCAGUGCGGGAGGAACAUGGAGUGCUCGCUGCCAAACACCUGCUCCUGCAAAGAGGGUUACACCGGAUACAACUGUCACAUAGCCGUGUGUCGACCCGACUGCAAGAACCAGGGGAAGUGUGUGAAACCUGAUGUGUGUGAGUGUCCUGCAGGCUACAGAGGGCCCACCUGUGAGGAAGCGAGCUGCGAGCCGCCCUGUCGGCACGGAGGCACCUGUCUGGCCAGAAACCUGUGCACCUGCCCCUACGGCUACGUGGGACCCAGAUGUGAAAUCAUGGUGUGUAACAGGCACUGUGAAAAUGGAGGCGAGUGCGUUUCGCCUGACGUCUGCAGAUGCAAACCCGGCUGGUACGGACCAACAUGUAACUCAGCUCUCUGUCAACCCGUCUGUCUGAAUGGAGGAACAUGCAUGAAGCCCAACGUCUGCGCCUGUCCCAGUGGCUUCUAUGGCUCUCAGUGUCAAAUUGCUGUGUGCAGUCCGCCCUGUAAGAACGGAGGUCAGUGUAUGAGGAACAACGUGUGCUCCUGCCCCGAAGGCUACACGGGAAAAAGGUGUCAAAAGAGUGUGUGUGAGCCGAUGUGCAUGAACAAAGGCAAGUGUGUGGGACCCAACACAUGCUCCUGUGCAUCAGGAUGGAGAGGGAGGAGGUGUAACAUACCCGUCUGUCUGCAAAAGUGUAAAAAUGGUGGCGAGUGCGUUGGACCAAACACCUGCCACUGUCCCAGUGGCUGGGAAGGACUUCAGUGUCAAACACCGGUCUGUAAACAGCGUUGCUUGAACGGAGGCAGGUGUGUCCUACCUGACUACUGCCACUGUCGGAAAGGCUACAAAGGCCUCACCUGCACAGUCAAGGCCUCACAAGCAUGAUGGAAGAGAAAAGAGACGAGGAGAGAAA
Molecule: messenger RNA, 5419 nt
Organism: Seriola dumerili (greater amberjack)
Lineage: Eukaryota; Metazoa; Chordata; Actinopteri; Carangiformes; Carangidae
Gene: vwde
Product: von Willebrand factor D and EGF domains
Exons: 31
Coding region: 1-5391 (1796 amino acids)
Biological process (GO): anatomical structure development
Cellular component (GO): extracellular region; cell surface
Molecular function (GO): signaling receptor binding; calcium ion binding
Source: RefSeq, a predicted model, not a curated record